Nicotiana tabacum (common tobacco) is the source of this 1860-nucleotide messenger RNA. NCBI's taxonomy places the organism in Eukaryota, Viridiplantae, Streptophyta, Magnoliopsida, Solanales, Solanaceae. The record is from RefSeq and is a predicted model, not a curated record.
UAGGUGAAAUAUUAUUUUUUCAAUUUCAAAGGGCAAAAGAUCUCUCUCCUCGCUAAAAUCUCUAUCGAUACAUUAGUUUAGGGUUUCUGGCUUCAAUACUACGUACUGACGAAUCUCCGAUCCGGAUUAGGUACUGUUUUGCACCUUCUCACCCUCCUCGUUCCGGCUGAUUGAAGAAAUUAUUAAAGCUAGAGAAACGGGAAUUCUUCCAAUCUCAGGUUGGUGCUCUUCUAUUUCAAUAUUUUACCAUCUUAUGGUCUCUGAUUGUUGUAGGUGACACUGUUGUUGUUACAAGAAAAUUAGUGCCGACAAGGUGGUAAUGUCUAUUGGGAAUAUAUUGUUCCUGCAACUUCUCAGCAGUCUUAUAAAUGGCCUGAAACUGGAUUCAUUUCACAAAAUGCAUUGAUGAGUUCUGUAGUUUUGCGCAGAAAUUACAUGAUUGGUUAUUCAAUGUGUCCUUCUGAGGAACCAUAUUGUUAAUAUGUGGAUCGAGAAUUUCCUCUAGUUUUGAAUAGAGAAGUGAACGUGAGUGGUGCACAUAGAAGAUAUUGGACUAACCAAUUUUAAGGAACCAAGAGAUAUUGAACAGGAUGAAUCAAGCAGCAGCUCUUAAGAGAAAAGUUCCGAAUCCAAACAAAGCUCAAAGUCCAAUAAAGAAUAUAGGUUUCGAUUUCCAAUACCGAUCAAGUACUGAACUAGCCAAAAAGUUUCAAAUUAAGAGAGAAAAGCUUGCAAGUGAUCGCAACGAUAAAGCUGCUAAAGAGCAUGCAUUACUUGGAGUUAAAAGGAAAAAUUGUAUGCUUGCAACAUUAGAAGGACAAAGUAGACAGAGGUUAACUCAAUCCGAUGUGUCAGUUCAAAAGUUAGGAAGGAAUAGAUUACUGGUGUACGAAUCAAUCCAAUCAUCUUCAAGGGAAGAUCUGAACACUUCACAUAAUAUUGCAAGUAAAUGACAAAUUAAACAAAGGUCAAUUCAAUUGGAGGAGCCCACUCAAAAGCAAGGAAUGAGUAAAUUACCUGUGCCCACAUCCAUGAUCCAAUCAUCUGCAAAGGUAGAUCCUAACACUUUACAUAUGCUCAGAAGAAUACAAGGUGAAGGAGAGAAACAAUUUGAUAUUCAGGAGGUACAAAAUUGCAAAACGGUAAAGACAAACUCAGUCCUACCGUCGACGAGUGUUAAUCAAUUUCUAAAAAAAUAUGGGAUACAAGUUGGUGGUGAAAAAAAUCCUGAUAAUCACCCAGAAAAUGAAGUCAGAUUUAUGUCCUCUCCUAUUAUUGAUGAGCGUGAAAUAGAAUUGGAUAAUUUUGCUGCACAAGAUGAAGUUGGUGAUGAUGAAUUUAUUGGAGAUGAGGACAUGAACAUCGAUGGUGCUGCCGGUGGGACAUUAGAGAAGAAAAGAGUUCGAGGGCAAACAACAUGUAAGAAUAUUCAUGCAAGAAGUUUUGAAGAAAGAGAGGAGGUGACAUAUGAUAAAGGACAAGCAGUUGGACCAACUGACAAGAGAGUGUCUGAUUUGACCAACUUUUUAGAAACAAUUGCAAGGAAUCCAAGAUUUAUCCCCUUGUUGCAUACUAGUUGGCAUGCUGUGUCAAAGGAUAUUAAGCAACGAAUGUGGGAAUAUGUCAAUUCCAAGUUCUUAAUUCCAGCCAAAGGAGAGAAGUGGGUAAUGACUGGUCUUCGUGAUGCUUGGAAGCGACACAAGAGAAAUAUUAAGAAGAAAUAUUUUGAUAAAAUUCUACUAUUGACGAAAUGCUACAAAAUCGUCCCAAUGAGAUACCCGAAGUUCAAUUCCGUCAAUUGAUUGAGUAUUGGGAUGACGAAGAUGUCCAAGCUAUGUGCUAAUUAAAUUCUGAAAAUAG